GUUCAAGCCGUCGCUGAAUAUAUAUCGGUGCGUCUCCGAUCCUAGGUAGAUCGUGUCUCCACCUUUAACCGAUCCGUUAUUCGGACUUUCCAACUUUCCUCUUCUUUAAUUAAAAGCAUUAUCCUUUCUUCUGGAUAGAUCACUGGUUAUUACUUUCUUAAAACAUAUACAACAGAGAAAUCAACCAAGUACACAUCAAGAACAAGCCAUGCCCGUCUACCACAUCGUUCUUUUCCGCCUCAAACCCGGCGUGACGUCCGAACAACUCGCCAACUGGUCUGCCAUCAGCCGCGCGAUGGUUGGCAAGAUCCCCGGCCUGAUUUCCCUCCACGCGGGAUCUCCGCUGCCUAUUUCCGUGCCCCGCGCAAAGGGCUUCGAUAUGGGACUCGUGGCUGUUCUGGAGUCGCCGGAACAUGUUGCUGGUUAUGCUUCGCAUCCGGCGCAUUUGGAGUGAGCUUUUGGGGUGCAUAAGAUUCGGGAGGAGCUAUGUGAGGAUACGUUGGCGUAUGAUUUGGAGUUUCCUGCUUGAGUGGCGGAUAAACCUGUCAAAGAUCUCGUAACAGGUGACAAUCAAAAAAUGGCUCGUCUUUUACACGCAUUAGUGUCCCUUUCGAGGUAGUAGAAGCUAUAAAAGGCUCGAC
This is a messenger RNA of Paecilomyces variotii, 641 nucleotides long. Its product is annotated as stress responsive A/B barrel domain protein. The transcript is spliced from 4 exons. The record is from RefSeq and is a predicted model, not a curated record. The coding region runs from base 209 to 454 and encodes 81 amino acids. NCBI's taxonomy places the organism in Eukaryota, Fungi, Ascomycota, Eurotiomycetes, Eurotiales, Thermoascaceae.